UUUCCUUUCUUUUUUUUUUCAGAAGCAGCCUUCUUCUGUAGCAUGUGAGGGAGUGAUGCAAUCAAAGACUCCAUCACAUUAUAUUUCAAAUACUCAGUUAUUCACUGAAUGGUAGAGUCUCCACCUUGCUUCCUGUACCUAUAUUUUAAUUUACUUGAAAGAAAUUUCAGUACUGUGAAUGUGUGGUCAGAUGAAACAGAUGUGUGUCGCAGCUGCCUGCCAAGUCUCAGAGAGGAUGGGCAGCAGCAAAGGCAGGAGAAACAUGAAAAGAUCAAGGCACAAUUCUCUUGACCCACUGUUAUGUCUAAAAAUACCAACUAUACUGAUCUUAAAGGACAAUGAAAUAUGGGAAGGAAGGUUAUUCCAAAAUGGUGAACAAGCAGAUCAAGGAGCCAAACACCAGUGUAACUUACUUUAGAAAGUGAAGAACAUGGACAAAAGGAUAACCCUCAGGCAGCAACACACACUUCAGGUUGUGCAGACAGUGCCCAGAAGGGCCAGAAUCCACUGCACUUGCAGUCCUCUUUUUUUAUCCACAUCUAGAGAGCUUUCUGCCAAUUUUGCACUUGUGGACUGGUUUUAGAAAAGAUCACACAUGAACAUACGCUGCACAGUUUUAUUGUUGAAUCUUGAGAAAAGAAGGCUUAUGAAAGUCCUUAUCACUGUAUUCCAAUAUUUAAAGAGUGGCUGCAAAGAAGACAGAGAAUCCCUUUUCACAAGGAGUCUGUGGGAAAGAUGAGCAGUAAUGGGUACAAUUUAAUCCUGGGGAGAUUCUGAUUGUGCACAAGAGACAACUUCUCACAAUGAGAACAAUCAGCCAUUGGAAUAAUCUCCCCAGGGAAGUGGUGUGUUCUCCAGCAGUUGGGGACACUUUUAAGAUUUGGCUGGAGGACAUGCUGAGCUUCUUUUAGACCAUGCUUUUGCCUUGAAAGGUUGGUUGGACCAGAUGAUCCUCGAGGUCCUUCCAAUCUGGUAUUCCGUGAUUCUUAAAACCUUUCUUACGCAUUCACAAGCUGCAUAAAGCUGGUGGAGGCUCUUGGUGCCAACCAGCUCUGUGGGUUAACUAUGGGAGAGACAUUUAUCACAGAGGUAUCUUGCAAAACGUGCUCUGUAGGACCCCUUGCAAUCCCUUGCAGUCUAAGUGGGCUGGACUCCUUGUGCUCUUUUGUUUCUCAUUCAUCUUCCUUUCUGCAAAAGAUGGAAAACUGAAGUAUCUUGCCCCCAGAGGAAGAAAGAUGCGUCUCAGCAACCACCAACUGACCAGACAGUCCCUUCCACGUGCUGUGCUGAAUUUCAUCCCCAGCAGAGGUUAUGACAUGGAGCUGUCAUGUGGAGAUUAUUGCUGAGGAAACUGCAUCUCCCACAGAUGCGUUAAAAGUUCCCCCAUGGUCCCAGGGAAAGCAGGGUUCCCAUUUCCUUCUCAAAUAAAGGUGGCUAGAGAGCAGCUCUGCCUUACUGCUGUGAGGUGAGGUCUGCACACCUCUGAGCAGCCUCUUAGGAGCAAAACCCAACCAAUAAAGAAGAUAAAUAAACAUUGGCUUUGCUGGGACUCUGCUGGCUGUCAUCAGCCGCUCUUGCACAAGCGAGGCUGGGAGCUGCUGCAGCAGCACAUUUUUGCCUCUGGCAUGUAAAGUUCAAGGGUGCUGUCUUGUUAAGCAGUUUUCCGUUCUUUUAGGGGAUUUUUAUACUCCCUCAGCCACCUCAGUCCUCUCAGAGGACUGACUUUGCUUCACUUACAAAAGUUGAAAUGUCGUAAAUACUUCGAGGUAAAGAAUUUUAUGGGUUUUUUGCCCCAGGAACAGCAUUUUGACUCACUGUAUUUCAGUGAGACAUUAAAAAAAACGUACUUGUGUGCAUUUUAAAAAAUUGCUGUUGUUACCAUUUGCUCAAAAGGUAGCAAAAGCUGAUGAUACAGUGAUUUGUUUUGCACUUUUUAACGUAAGACUGGCAGCAAAAUCGUUGUCUCGUUGCUCAAGAGGCUUGAAAUCCCCACCCUUGGGCUGUGAUUCAGCAAAUUCCCAGAGUAACCCUGGUCUGAAGCGCGGGUUCCUCCUUGUCCUGUCCUGCAGGGGGUGGAUUUCUCCUAGACAAGCCAAUGAACAGAAGCUCAUUUAUUUAUGUAUGUGGCGAGGAGGAAACUUGCUCCACAGUCUCCCCACCUCUUCCUGCAAAAUGUUAGCUCUCUUUUGCACUAAUCACUUCGGGUCCUGAAUGAAAAGAAGUGAGCAGCAGCGGAGCUGGGGUAUGGAAACUGCUGUUUUGAACAUCACUCCCUGGCUCUGCUCCACACCUCAUAAAUAAUCACUCUCACCUCAUUUGAGCUACAGAGAGAAGCAAAAGCAGGCUGCCGGUGUCUUUCUUCAGCAAAACCUAAGGUGCUAUUUCGGAGGGGCAGGACUGAGCACUCUGUUAUUAACUCACAUCAUCGAGGAAAUACGCUUGCUUUCUAUCUUUUCUUGGCUGGAUUUCCCCCCCGCCCCCCCCCAGCUGCAGCGGUAUCUUAAUGGGGAAGCUGAUCUCCAAAGGCUGGCGGAAAAGAGAUGCUCGAGUUGUCAUGCUGGGGCUCGACUUUGCUGGCAAGUCCACCCUUCUGUACAAACUGAAGAGCGGCCAGGCUGUGGAGACCUGCCCGACGGUGGGAUUCAACGUGGAGUCUCUUCAAACACCCUGUGGAGUAUCCUUCACCCUCUGGGAUGUUGGUGGACAAGACAGCCUGCGGGCCAGCUGGCCUAACUACCUGGAGGACAUCAACACCCUCAUCUUUGUGCUCGACAGCGCAGACAUGGCCCGGGUGGCCGAAGCAAUGGCAGUACUGGAGGAAGCCCUGAGCCACCCCAGCAUGGCUGGCAUCCCUGUGCUUGUCCUGGCCAACAAGCAGGAGGUGCCAGGAGCGCUGGCUCCUGCCGAGCUGGGGGAGAUGCUGCAGGAGGGGGGGCUGGCAGGGCGCCGCUGGGUGCUCCGGGGGUGCAGUGCCCACACUGGCCAGGGCCUGCCGGAAGUCCUGGCCAUCCUGGGAAUGCUGCUGCGGGGCUCAGAGCAGAGCUCCCUACCCCGGGAGCAGCCCAUCACGGGGCUGGCAGAGAGGAGGCAAGCUCCAGAGCAAACCUGAACCUUGAAUGGAUCCUUCCCACUCGUUGCUGCCAGAAGAUUUGUCACGGAGGAUUCCAGCCUCCAGGCACCCCCUACAAUGAGCAGAGCUGCAGUUGGCACAUGCUGUGAAACACCCAGGACCUGACCAUCAAAACCCAGCAGGAGGGUCUCUGAGCAAAACUCCCAUCGUGGAGCAGUUUUGGCCACAUCUCUUGGACUCUUAUCCCUAGCUGCAGCUUGUCCCACUGUCACCAUGUUCAGCUCAUCCACCGCACUUGUGUGUCCAGAGGUUCAGCAAGGGUGCUUUUUGACAUUUAUGAAUUAUAACAGAGAUGUGUGCAAGCGUCAGAAGCUUUCUUCAUUCUGCAGCUUCCAGCCCAGAUGCAUCUAUCCAGAUGGGGUGAUCCUCCCUUGGGGGGAGCUUGGGUGUGCCCCAUGCUGCUUCUUUCUCAGCACAAAUCACAUGUUCAUUGGCUGAAAAAGAAGGAAGGCACUAAAAGGAGUGGCUGAUUGGGAGCAUCGUAAGCUCCGGACUUCAAAUGGCCAAACAGCUAAUUGGUUUUCAUGUGGCAUCUACAGGUAUAAUAAUCUUCAAGCCAUGGAAGCAAGCUGGGAUUUGAUGGUGUAAUGCAGUUUGAGGAUGUGUGUAUAUUAAUUUAUGCAUUUCUUGUAAUGAUUCUUUCUCCAUCCAUAAUUUUUAUCAAAUAAUGAUUUUAUGAAAAUGGUCCCUCAUUUUCCUUGGAUUAUGUUUAAAUAUAAAGAAAUCAGACCUGACUUUAAGAUGCUUGGAAAUAUGUCUCCAUGGCCAGUCAACCUCUAAAUGUCCUCAUGGUGGCCUGAGCAGCCAAGACAAAACCCUGUCUCUAAGACUUCUGAAACUGCAUGAGACCACUCCACAUGCAAUGGUUGAUAACCAGGGGCACCUAUGGGCACAGGCAGGUUGGUGACCAAAGGUCUCUCCACACCCAGCUGUGCCCAGGGCAAACAAAAAAAACCCCACCCCUGGUAGCUCUCAGCAGGACCAGGUCUCUUGUGGCAGUGAUGGUCUUUGUCCAAUCCUGCUCAGCUUACCACUGGAAAGAUCUAUAAAAUGUGUGCCUGAGGGCUUCCUGUAUCCAAGAUUUUGUUAUCCAGAGUUAAAAUUAAAAUAUUUCAUAGUA
This is a messenger RNA of Corvus hawaiiensis (hawaiian crow), 4250 nucleotides long. RefSeq names its product ADP ribosylation factor like GTPase 11 (gene ARL11). Gene Ontology annotation, molecular function: GTPase activity; GTP binding. The record is from RefSeq and is a predicted model, not a curated record. Gene Ontology annotation, cellular component: cytoplasm. Gene Ontology annotation, biological process: vesicle-mediated transport; intracellular protein transport. Bases 2504 to 3109 code for a protein of 201 amino acids. The transcript has a single exon. NCBI's taxonomy places the organism in Eukaryota, Metazoa, Chordata, Aves, Passeriformes, Corvidae.